Molecule: messenger RNA, 892 nt
Organism: Mastomys coucha (southern multimammate mouse)
Lineage: Eukaryota; Metazoa; Chordata; Mammalia; Rodentia; Muridae
Gene: Opalin
Product: oligodendrocytic myelin paranodal and inner loop protein
Exons: 6
Coding region: 73-504 (143 amino acids)
Cellular component (GO): cell-cell contact zone; plasma membrane
Source: RefSeq, a predicted model, not a curated record
UAUCCUACAAAUGGGAGACAAGGGACCUACAGUGCUAGUGAGAGAGAAGCCUGCCAGGGGAGCCUGUCAGAUAUGAGUUUUUCACUGAACUUUACACUGCCAUCGAAUACAACUUCCUCUCCAGUUGCCACGAGUGCCAAAGCCACAGACUGUGGUCCCUCUAUCGGACUGGCAGCCGGAAUCCCAUCCCUGUUGGCCACAGCCCUGCUGGUGGCUUUGCUGUUUAUCUUGAUCCAUAGAAGAAGAACCAUCGAUGAGCCUGUGGAGGAGACUGAGAUACCGUGUGAAAUUUCAGAACUCUAUGACAAUCCCAAAAUAUCUGAGAAUCCUAGGCGGUCACCCACACAUGAAAUGAACCCACGAGGCAGCCAAGAAGGUCACAUAUAUGUGAAGACCAUCUCGGGAAGUGAGGAGCCCCUGCAGGACACCUACCGCCCUCCUCCUGAAGAAAUAGAGAGAAGAAGAGGACUUUGGUGGCUUAUCCCCAGACUGAGCCUAGAAUGAUGUCACUGCAUCAGGGAGCAGCAAACCCAGAGCUGGAUCGGGGCUGAAAACCUGGAAUCUGUGCUCAGGGUUCAUGCUUGGAGCGGUGAGCAGCCAGCUGCCUCUCAUUCCACAUCAAUUUCAUUUGUAGAUCCAGGACAUGUAUGGUUGGGUGCCUUGCCUCUUUAGGGGAUGGCUGCAGUUCAUUCAGGCUCAGGCCUUGCAGUGUAAUCAGCAAUGCCCAGGUGAGUUGCUUAUGCAUCCAGAUGAGCCCCAUAUUUCCUACUUCUGAAUCUAGAGAAGUCUGCCUUUGGGAAAUGGUUUGGCUCCUGAAUGUCCUGCCUUCUCCUCUACCUGUUCCAAAUGUUAUCAUUAAAAAAUAAAAUGAAAUAAAGCUUUGGGAGUUGGC